This is a messenger RNA of Microtus oregoni (creeping vole), 660 nucleotides long. RefSeq names its product EKC/KEOPS complex subunit Tp53rk-like. The transcript is spliced from 3 exons. Lineage: Eukaryota; Metazoa; Chordata; Mammalia; Rodentia; Cricetidae. The record is from RefSeq and is a predicted model, not a curated record. The coding region runs from base 1 to 660 and encodes 219 amino acids. Gene Ontology annotation, cellular component: EKC/KEOPS complex; cytosol; nucleus. Gene Ontology annotation, biological process: protein phosphorylation. Gene Ontology annotation, molecular function: ATP binding; protein serine/threonine kinase activity.
AUGUCGUGUGGCGCGGAAGCGACGAUUUCCGAAGCGAGCGAGCGCAAGCCGCGCUGCGGGGGACGAACCGGAGGCAGAGGUAUAGCUGCCCCGGUUGUCUUCUUCGUGGACUAUGCUUCUAACUGCUUAUAUAUGGAAGAAAUUGAAGACUCGGUGACUGUUCGAGAUUAUAUCCAAUCUACUAUGGAGACCGAAAAAGACCCCCAGUGCCUCCUGGGCUUGGCCAGGAGAAUCGGGCAGGUUCUGGCUAGAAUGCAUGACGAAGACCUCAUUCAUGGGGACCUCAUCACCUCCAACAUGCUCCUGAGGCGGCCCCUGGAGCAGCUGCACAUCGUGCUCAUCGACUUCGGGCUGAGUUCUGUUUCGGGACUGCCGGAAGAUAAAGGCGUCGACCUCUGUGUCCUGGAGAAGGCCUUCCUCAGCACCCACCCCCACACAGAGACGGUGUUUGAAGUCUUUCUCAAGAGCUAUGGUACUUCAUCCAAAAAGUCUGGUCCAGUGCUGAAGAAGUUAGAUGAAGCCGGGCGGGCUGCCCACUUCUCCAGCCUUUCACCAGUGAUUAUCACGCCCCCUACCAGACCCAUCCCACUUGGACCAGCCCUGCAUCCCCUGGCGGGUCGCCAACCCAUCCCCACCGGUGUAGGCCCCGCCCAACCAUAA